CCCCAAGAUGGCGUCCGGGCGGGAGCGGAGCGGGGCGGCCGCGCCUGCGCCCGUCUCAGCGGUGCAUGCCGGGCGUCCUGCCCGCCGUGACGCUGCACAUCGCACCCGGCACCGCCACCGGGGCCCGCGGCCAUGGCGGGCGUCAAGGUGAUCGCCAACGACACCGAGUUCCAGCCCGAGCUGAGCGCCGCCGGCUCCCGCCUGGCCGUGGUCAAGUUCACCAUGAGGGGGUGUGGGCCUUGCUUGCGGAUCGCGCCCGCCUUCAGCGCCCUGAGCAACAAAUACCCGCAGGCAACAUUCCUGGAGGUGGAUGUGCACCAGUGCCAGGGCACGGCUGCCACCAACAACAUCUCGGCAACACCCACGUUCCUGUUCUUCCGGAACAAAGUGCGGAUUGACCAGUACCAGGGAGCAGACGCCGUGGGCUUGGAGGAUAAAAUCAAACAGCACCUGGAGAACGACCCCGGCAACAGCGAAGACACAGACAUCCCCAAAGGAUACAUGGAUCUGCUGCCCUUCAUCAACAAGGCCGGCUGCGAGUGCCUGAACGAGAGCGACGAGCACGGCUUCGAGAACUGUCUGCGCAAGGACUCCUCCUACCUGGAGUCCGACUGUGACGAGCAGCUGUUGAUCACAGUCGCUUUCAGCCAGCCUGUCAAGCUGUACUCCAUGAAACUUCAGGGCCCAGACAAUGGCCAAGGCCCCAAGCUGAUCAAGAUCUUCAUCAACCUGCCGCGCUCGAUGGACUUUGAGGAGGCGGAGCGCAGCGAGCCCACGCAGGCGCUGCAGCUGGGCCCCGAGGACAUCCGCGAGGACGGCAUCAUCCAGCUGCGCUACGUCAAGUUCCAGAACGUCAACAGCGUCACCGUCUGUUCCAGCCCAGGAUCCCGGGAUAAAUUGAUGGGAAUUGCGUUUCCCAGCUCCCGCCUUCCUUCUUCCCAAAACAACCGAUGGGAACGAGCGGGGAAAAGCUUUUAUUUGCCGUGGAUGAAAUUCCAGAAGUUUCCACGGAUUCUUUCCCGCUGCAGCUGUUCGUGCAGUCCAACCACGGCGACGAGGAGACGACGAUCAUCUCGUACUUCACCUUCAUCGGCACCCCGGUGCAGGCCACCAACAUGAACGACUUCAAGCGCGUAGUUGGGAAGAAAGGAGAGAGCCACUAGGAAGCAAAGGCUCCUCCCGCUCCGAGAUUCCCACUUUUCCGGCUCCUGGAUCACGGCUCGGCCCUCACAGGGACUCUCACUCGGAUUUCCCGCCAUUCCCAAUAAAUCAUCGCUUCCAGCUGGAAUCUUUUCCCUGGAUUUGUAAAUAAAAUUCCCGAUUUUUGCCAAGUGGAA
Pseudopodoces humilis (Tibetan ground-tit) is the source of this 1337-nucleotide messenger RNA. The record is from RefSeq and is a predicted model, not a curated record. NCBI's taxonomy places the organism in Eukaryota, Metazoa, Chordata, Aves, Passeriformes, Paridae.